CCGGUCCGUGACGUCACUCGGCCACUUUCCCAGGCUCUGCGAGGCGAAGGAAGAGGGCGGCCGCACACUUCGCGACGGCCACCACCACACGGAGGCCACACAGCGGCUCGGUUCGCUCACCUGCACUUCCGGCCCAGCUGCUCCAGGAGGAUCCGGUUCGGACUCGACCCGGUCAGCCGGCCACGCAAGAAUCGACAUGGAGGACGGCAAACCGGUGUGGGCACCGCACCCCGCCGACGGCUUCCAGCUGGGAACCAUCGUGGAUAUCGGCGCCGACAGCCUCACCAUCCAGCCUCUCAAGCGGGACGGCAAGACGUUUGUGGCUGCCGUCAGUCAAGUGUUUCCUGCUGAGGAUGACGUUACCAAACACGUAGAGGACAACUGUUCUUUGAUGUACCUCAAUGAAGCCACGCUGCUCAACAACGUGCGUGUCAGAUACAGCAAAGACAAAAUCUAUACGUUCGUGGCCAACAUCCUGAUCGCCGUCAACCCGUACUACGACAUCCCGAAGCUGUACUCUCCACAGACCAUCGAGCAGUACCGCGGACGCUCGCUGGGGACGCUCCCGCCGCACGUCUACGCCAUCGCUGACAAGGCCUACAGGGACAUGAGGGUUCUGAAGAUGAGUCAGUCCAUCGUCGUCUCAGGGGAGUCCGGCGCCGGAAAGACGGAAAACACCAAGUUUGUGCUCAGGUACCUUACGUCGUCGUACGGGACGGGCCAGGACAUCGACGAGAGGAUCGUGGAGGCAAACCCGUUGUUGGAGGCCUUUGGGAACGCCAAAACUGUGCGCAACAACAACAGCAGUCGCUUUGGCAAGUUUGUGGAAAUACACUUCAAUGAAAAGAACACGGUGGUGGGGGGCUUCGUGUCGCACUACCUCCUGGAGAAAUCUCGCAUCUGCCGCCAGAGCGCCGAGGAGAGGAACUACCACAUCUUCUACCGCCUGUGUGCCGGCGCGCCGGACGACAUUCGACUCAAGUUUCACCUCAGCUCGCCGGACAUGUUCAGGUACCUGAACAGAGGAUGCACUCGCUUCUUUGCGUCCAAGGAGACGGACAAGCAGAUCCUGGAGAACCGCAAGAGUUCAGAGCACGUGAAGGCGGGCCCGCUGAAGGACCCCCUGCUGGACGACCACUGCGACUUCCAGCGCAUGCUGGUGGCCAUGAAGAAGAUCGGCCUGGGCGACGUGGAGAAGUUGGAAUUGUUCCGCGUGGUGGCCGGCGUGCUGCACUUGGGCAACGUCGACUUCGAGGAGGCGGGAAGCACCUCAGGCGGCUGCAGCAUCAAGAAGCAGUCCGGCCAAAUGCUGGAACACUGCGCUGAGCUGCUGGGCCUGGACCAGCUGGACCUGCAAGGAAGCCUCACCUCCAGGGUCAUGAUCACCACAGCAGGGGGCGCCAAAGGAACCGCCAUCAAGGUUCCCCUGAAAGUGGAGCAGGCCAACCACGCUCGCGACGCUUUGGCCAAGGCGGUGUACAGCCGACUGUUCGACCACGUGGUCACCAGGGUCAACCGGUGCUUCCCCUUCCAGUCGUCCGCCAACUUCAUCGGCGUGUUGGACAUCGCCGGAUUCGAGUACUUUGAACACAACAGCUUUGAACAGUUCUGCAUCAACUACUGCAACGAGAAGCUGCAGCAGUUCUUCAACGAGCGCAUUCUUAAAGAGGAACAAGAACUGUACCAGAGGGAGGGCCUGGGGGUCAACGAGGUGCACUACGUGGACAACCAGGACUGCAUCGACCUGGUGGAGGCCAAGAUGCUGGGAAUCUUGGACAUCCUGGACGAGGAAAACCGGCUCCCGCAGCCCAGCGACCAGCACUUCACCGACACGGUCCACAACAAACACAAGAACCACUUCCGCUUGACUAUACCGAGGAAGUCCAAGCUGGCGGUCCACAGAAACGUGAGGGACGACGAAGGAUUCAUCGUCCGACACUUUGCAGGAGCCGUCUGCUACGAGACCAACAAGUUUGUGGAGAAGAACAACGAUGCUCUGCACACGUCGCUGGAGUGUCUGCUGAGCGAGUCCAGCGACCGAUUCAUCCGAGAACUCUUUGACAAUGCCAACGAUGCCAAGCAGAGAGCUGGAAAACUGGGAUUCAUCAGCGUGGGAAACAAGUUUAAGACUCAACUGAACAUUCUCCUGGACAAGUUGCGCAGUACGGGUUCCAGUUUCAUCCGCUGCAUCAAACCCAACUUGAAGAUGGUCAGUCACCAGUUUGAGGGAGCACAGAUCCUCUCCCAGCUGCAGUGCUCCGGUAUGGUGUCCGUGCUGGACCUGAUGCAGGGCGGCUUCCCCUCCAGGGCUCCUUUCCACGAACUCUACAACAUGUACAAGCAAUACAUGCCCCGCAAGCUGGCGCGCCUCGACCCGCGCCUCUUCUGCAAGGCCUUGUUCAAAGCUUUGGGACUGGACGAGAAGGACUACAAGUUCGGAUUGACUCGAGUGUUCUUCCGACCCGGCAAGUUUGCCGAGUUUGACCAGAUCAUGAAGUCUGACCCAGAUCACCUGGCAGAACUGGUGCGGCGCGUCAACACCUGGAUCAUCCACAGCCGCUGGAAGAAGGUCCAGUGGUGCGCGCUGUCCGUCAUCAAGCUGAAGAACAAGAUGUUGUACCGGCGCGGCGCGUGCCUGGUCAUGCAGAAGACGGUGCGCAUGUGGCUCUCCAAGAAGAAGCACAAACCUCGGAUUGACGGGCUGGUGAAGGUGCGCCACCUGAAGAAGAGGAUGGCGCUCUUCAACGAGGUGGUGGCGGGACUCAAGGAGGGCAAAGAGGAGAUGAGCGCCCAAGUGGAGCAGCUGGACGCCGACAUCCACUCCCUCAUGCUCAAAAUCAAAGGAACGGUGAUGCGGCGCGCGGACAUCGAGCACGACCACCGCGCUCUGGUGGUGCGCUCGGAGCAGCUGCUGAGCGCGCUGCAGAACAAGAAGAAGGAGGAGGAAGAGCGUGAGCAUCUGCGCCGCAUCCAGGAGGAGAUGGAGAGGGAGAGGAAGAGGAGGGAGGAGGAAGAGCACCGGCGGCGGGAGGAGGAAGACGAGAGACGGCAGAAAGCUGAGAUGGAGAUGAAGAGGAAGCAGGAAGAGGAGGAGAGGAAGAGGAGGGAGGAGGAGGAGAAGAGGCUGCAGCUGGAAAUCUCGCAGCAGCUUGAGGCGGAACGCGAGGAGGAACUCUCCCGUCAGGCGGUUCUGGAGCAGGAGCGGCGAGACCGAGAGUUGGCGCUGAGGAUCGUGCAGAGCGAAGCGGAACUCAUCGCGGACGAAUCGCAGAGUGACGCCGCCCUCCGCAGCACCGAGUCGUCGCUUCCUUCGUCUCCCGAGCGAGCAGUCGGUUCCGCUGGUCCCAAAGUCUCAACUUUGAGCAUGGAGGAUAUGGCGAAGGAAAUGAGCGAGCUUCUGGCGAGAGGUCCUCAGGUUCAGGCCAGCAAAGCGGCCGGCGGCGCCAACAGCAAAUAUCAACUCAGCAAGUGGAAGUACGCCGAGCUCAGGGAUGCCAUCAACACUUCCUGCGACAUCGAGCUGCUGGCGGCGUGCCGAGAGGAGUUCCACCGCCGGCUAAAGGUUUACCACGCGUGGAAGUCCAAGAACAAAAAGCGUAAUGCCGACACGGACCUGCGGGCGCCCAAAUCGCUGAGCGACUACGGUGUUGCGGCACCUGUGACAAAAGGCCGUACGUCCCAUCAGAACCCGGCCCCCCCCGCGCCGGCCCGCCGGUACGAGGCGUCCCCGAACCGGCAGCAGCGCUUCUUCCGCAUCCCGUUCGUCCGGCCGGCGGACCAGUACAAGGAACCGCAGGGCAAGAAGAAGGGCUGGUGGUACGCCCACUUCGACGGGCCCUGGAUCGCCCGGCAGAUGGAGCUGCACCCAGACAAGCACCCCAUCGUCCUCGUGGCCGGCAAAGACGACAUGGAGAUGUGCGAGCUGAGUCUGGACGAGACGGGCCUGUCCCGCAAGAGGGGCGCCGAGAUCCUGCCCCGGCAGUUCGAGGAGAUCUGGGAGCGCUGCGGCGGGGUCCGCUACCUGCGCAGCGCCAUCCAGAACCGGCAGGCGCGGCCCACCUACGCCACCGCCGUGCUGCAGGCCGCGUUGGAGUGAGCGCGCGCCGCCCGCACGCCGGCAGGGAAUCAACAAAUUCUUCUUUUUUCUUGUCCUCUUGUUGUUUUGCUGCUUUUUGCCGGGUUUCAUGUCGAGGCCUUAAGUCUGUCGGGACUCUUUCGUGGCCCCCUAACGAGCGUUCCCGCUGAGCGUCGGGAAUCUCGCCCCCUACUUGUUUAUGUGCUAGGAAGCAUCAGUUGAAACCGUUUAACAUCAUGAUUUCCUUUCAUGCGUGUGAUUAAUGAAGGCCGGAGGCCUAACGUGGACGCUAAUGAAUUGCAUUUAAUGAUCGCGCCUGCAAAUGUGAAUUAACGACCGAUAAUGACGACGACGACGACGACGUUUUCUCUCAAGUUUGUGGCCUCUGCGCAACGACGGCUACAUCUCAAUCGAUUAGAAUCGGGUCAAAAGCUUCAUUUAGUUGAGUUCAACUCAAAAAGUGAAAGUCAGACGGAGACCCAGUGAAAUAUAUCAUGAUUGAUUGAUUUUGUUUUGUUUUGAAAUAUAUCAUUUUUGAUCAUUAUAGCACGGCGAACAACCGGCGAACGCAUCUGCCCCACAGUUCCGAGGACGUGGGUUCAAUUCUGGCCUCGCCUGUGUGGCAUUUGCAUGUUCUCCCCCGGGCCUGCGCGGGUUAUGCCGCUUUUCUCCCACCUCCCAAAACAUGCACGCAGACGCUGUCGAUGCGAAUGCUUGCUUGUUUCUAUGCGGCCUGCGACCAGAAACUUUUGAGAUGGGCGCCGGCACGCCCGCGACCCCAGUGAGGAGAAACUCUACGCCAAAGGAUGGAUGGAGAGUUUACAGCAAACAAAAAGCCCAAAUUCCCCAUCUCGAGACACUGGAAUAUUAGGAAACAAACAAACAAACAAACAAUCCAUUUUCACAGGAAUUUGUCCCCUGAAAAGUGUUUUCAUGAAUGCUGAAAUAAAUGAACUUUUCGAGCAAAUUCUUCUUCAUUGAGAUGUAGCCGUUUGCAUUUGCCACAUUAGCCGGCCCGCGCUUGAGCAACGGUAGCGGCGAGCUGCAUUAGCAUCAGGUUUUAGCAGGGAGCUAACGAGCGGCGAGCUGCCACCCGCUCGCGUUCGCUGCGGAAUGCCGGCGUUUAGCCGACAUGAGACCCAGCGCCGACGUCGUGGAUUGAGCGACCAAUCAAACUCCGAUGAUUCCGUCAGGUGACCUCGUAAGCCAUCUUUGAACUGGAAGCCAGUUACCUCGCGCCGUCUUUUUUCUGCCAUUUUGAUCGAACGGCGACGUCGGCAAUAAAACCUACGAGAAGGUUGAGCCGCGCUCGGCCCUUCGCGAUGUCGCCGGUUCGACGUGCGGGAAGCGGGUCGACCCUUCGGCGUUACCUCCCUUCGUCCUGGACCGCACAAAAUGGCACAGCGGCCGAAAAUAUCGUUUCAUCUUGACUGAUGUCACGUCUCUCCUCAGCAGUUAAUAAAUGCACUCGUGUCACCUGA
Phyllopteryx taeniolatus (common seadragon) is the source of this 5556-nucleotide messenger RNA. RefSeq names its product myosin VIa (gene myo6a). Gene Ontology annotation, molecular function: actin filament binding; ATP binding; microfilament motor activity. Gene Ontology annotation, biological process: vesicle transport along actin filament; endocytosis; inner ear auditory receptor cell differentiation. Gene Ontology annotation, cellular component: actin cytoskeleton; endocytic vesicle; myosin complex. The transcript is spliced from 36 exons. Lineage: Eukaryota; Metazoa; Chordata; Actinopteri; Syngnathiformes; Syngnathidae. The record is from RefSeq and is a predicted model, not a curated record. The coding region runs from base 197 to 4096 and encodes 1299 amino acids.